Messenger RNA from Pungitius pungitius (ninespine stickleback), 1297 nucleotides. RefSeq lists its product as uncharacterized. The transcript has 5 exons. NCBI's taxonomy places the organism in Eukaryota, Metazoa, Chordata, Actinopteri, Perciformes, Gasterosteidae. The record is from RefSeq and is a predicted model, not a curated record. Bases 121 to 777 code for a protein of 218 amino acids.
CUCCAUUGCAACCGAGUCAUUGAGAGCGUAAAAGUGCGAUUUUAGGUGAUGAAUCCAUAGCAUACAGAAGAUGACCGCUAUGUUUGUCAAGACGGAAGCGUCCCUUUGACAUAAAAAAAGAUGCAGGCCACAAAGGUGAUCAAAUCGAAGCCGGUGGAGGCCCCGAGAAAGACCCUCGAGCGCAGCAAACCGCCGAAGGUACCGCCGGUGGACGCAGCACGCAGGGAACUCAAAGUUCCUGCAGUACGUAGAAGCCGCGCGGAGAGCUGCCCGCGGUGUCCCCCUCGGGAGGGACACCCCGGGCCCCACGGCACCGCCUCGAAGCCCGGCUGCGAGAGGAGGUCCCGCUCCAGCGCACCGACAACCACCGCGGACCGGGACCACCGGAGGGGGACCAGCUGCUCCGCGAGACCCGCGGCGGUGGCGCCGAAAUGCCGGGAGAUGAGCGCCGGUCCCGGUCAGAGGGGAGAGCUGCGGGGGGUCCGGACUGAGGCGAGGCGCGCAUGUGAGAGUCACAAAGCUUUCACCGUCAUCCCCCCAAACCCCAAAAGGAGAAGAGAGAUCCAGAGAAAGGCGGAGGCGGAGCUCGCCGCUUUGGAGGCGCUUCGACUGAGCAGAGCGAUGGCUUAUGUCUCCAUUGACCCCAGCAGUGUGGGUGGCUAUUUGAGUCUGGAGGAAGUUCGCUUGAAGCAGCAGCAGGAAAUGAUGGAAGCAAAAAAGAAACAGAAACCGGUGAGUAAAGGUGUUUCGGAGCAACCAGCUGUCCUGGAAUGUUGAGUCAACUCUCCUCGUCUCGUGUGGCAGCUGAACUCAAAGUGUCGUGAUUAUCUUCACUAAAGACUAAAUGUCAAUAAAUAAUGUACAGAAAGACAUCAUUUAUAUCAAAAAGUGGCUCACAGAAUAUAUGUUUUGAUAACUGUGGUUCAGUGUGUAAUGUAUUUUUUAAUAUAAAAUGUAUUUAUCAAUGGUUUGUUCAGUGCAAAUUACAAAUAUAAACAGGAAACCCAAAGUUUUUUUUGUAGCAUUAAUGAAGGCAGCAACACAAAUGUAUCAAUAAACCCUGAAUGAGGUCAUGAGUUAAUACCAAUCAGGCCUCGUUAGGAAGUGGUUCCCACAUUUAACUUUAACUGGCAAUGCAACAUGUUACUAUCAAGUGUUCAUUGUGCAGAUGUAGGCAGCCUUUUAAUAUUAGUAAUCUUUCUGUCAGUCUUAAGGAAUUUUAUAGGUAUUGUCUUUGUAUUGUGGUUUAUCAUUUGAAUCAUAUUUCUUUCCAUAAAUUAAAAGUAUUUAUUCUGUG